Molecule: messenger RNA, 1197 nt
Organism: Lodderomyces pseudojiufengensis
Lineage: Eukaryota; Fungi; Ascomycota; Pichiomycetes; Serinales; Debaryomycetaceae
Gene: PHO23
Product: Pho23p
Exons: 1
Coding region: 1-1197 (398 amino acids)
Biological process (GO): regulation of DNA-templated transcription
Cellular component (GO): nucleus; Rpd3L-Expanded complex; Rpd3L complex
Source: RefSeq, a predicted model, not a curated record
AUGAAAGAAACAAGAGAAUCACGAAAAAGAGAUAAAGAAGAAUUAUUAGGAUUUUCAACAUCAAAAAAUCGUCCUAGAAAUAUAAAUAAUUUACAUGAAUUAUUACCUGGAUUAAAUGAUAUAAGUGAUGCAUUUGAAGCAUUACCAUUAGAUAUUAUAAAAUAUUUUACAUUAUUAAAAGAAAUUGAUGCUAAAUGUAUAAAUACAAUACCACAAAUUAAUCUUAGAAUUAAAAAUUAUAUUGAUAAUUUACAUUCAAAAAAUAAUGAAUCACUUAAACAAAAACAAAAUCAAGAUCAUCAACAAUUAAAUAUUAUAAAAAAUAAAAUAAAUGAAAUUAUACCCUGUUUAGAAGAGAAAAUGCAUGUUACUUCAGUUGCAACAGAUUUACUAAAUAAACAUAUGUAUAGAAUAAAUCAAGAUUAUAAAUUAAUUAUACAAAAUAAUGAAAUUCCAGAAAAUAUAAGAAUUGGUCCAUUAAUUCAUCCUGCAAUGAUAUUAGAUACAAAUAAUUCAAAUAAUUCAAAUAUAAAUAAUGGAAAUAAUAAUAAUAAUAACAGUAAUAAUAUAAAUAAUUCAAUAAAUUCUCAAAGAAGUGAAAGUAGAAGAGAAGCAUUAGCUGCAAGAAAAUCAAAUAAAGAUGAUGAUAAAGAUAGUGGAACAGGAGGAACUCCAUCUACAUCGAAUGCAGGUAGGAAAAAGAAAAAUAAAGAACAAACUCCUUUAGAAAAUAAUACUUCUACCAAUACCACCUCCAACAAUAAUCCGAAAUCUUUAAACAAUGAUCCUAAAAAGAGAAGAAAUAAUGCAAAUGAUGAAAAAUCAAAUAAAAAGAAAAAGAAAAAUGAAAACAACAAUAAUGAUGAUGAUGAAUUAAAUAAUUAUGAUAAUUCAAAUAUGACAAAUAAUUCAAUAAAUUCAAAUUCAUUAACAUCAUCAUCAAAUCAAUCAAUUCAACAACAAACCAAAAAUAAAAAUUUAUCAAUUGAUGGAGGAAACAACUCAAAAUCAAUCAAAAAUGAACCAACUUAUUGUUAUUGUAAUCAAGUAUCAUUUGGAGAAAUGGUAGGAUGUGAUGGUGAUGAUUGUAAAAGAGAAUGGUUUCAUUUACCUUGUAUUGGAUUUAAAAAUCCUCCAAAAGGUAAAUGGUAUUGUGAUGAUUGUAUUAUAAAAAUUAAAAAAAAUAAAAAAUAUUAA